GGAUAUUUUAAUAUCUUAUUCGUAAUUAAUUUACAAACUUCCUGUGGAAAAAAAUAAUCCAAAAAGAUGUCAAAUAUUUUGACUUUCGUUCUAAAUUGACUGUAUAACAGCUGCUCUCUUCUGUUUUACUUCAACUUUUACUAACCGUGGCUGUGGGGCUGGUAUGAAUGAGGGAGAUUAUUGAGGAGCAGCACGAAUUCAACACGAUGUACGACACACCAGUUAGUCUCCAUAACUGCUGCAUAGACUUCAUCUGUGACAAUCUAAGUCAGUUAUGCGAGCCCGGAAUCACAGAGCUCGGAGAUUCAAAGCUUAUGUUCAAGGAGCAGGACAUAUAUUUCCAACAUCAUCUGUCGGAAAAACUGUUGGAAACUCUGUGUGAGAAAGGAAAGUUAACAGAUGAGACAAUGACGUUAUUUGACCCAAAUGUAAUGAAUCUAAGGCAGGUUUGUAUACGAGAUGCUCAGUUAAGUACAAAAGGUUUACGGACGUUAAAACAGCAUAAAAUUUCUGACCUUGAAAUAACUGGUUUGAAAAGUACGACAAUAAACGAUGUGAUAGGAUGUCUCGGAGAAUGGACUCUGACAAAUUUACGCUCACUCAACGUUAGCAAUAGCACGUUUUUGAAUAGUGCAACAAAGUUUUGUGUGAUGGUGUCUCUGUCCAAACUUCGCAACUUAGUCAGUCUGAAUGUUAGUAGGACACAGUUCAAUAAACAAGGCUUGGAAAUAAUUGCAGAGGAUCUGCCGAAACUGGAAAAUCUGGAUAUUUCAGACACUUUGAUAGACGAUAUAUCAUCUUUAAGAAAAUGCAAAGAAAGAUUGAAAUAUUUGUCAAUGUACUCUUUACGAGCAGCUCAGACAUGUGAUAUAGUACCAGUGCUAUGUGAGCUCACAAAACUUGUGCAUCUAGAUGUAUCAGAUGACUCAAGUGUACAACAAAUUCUCUCAAGUAAUCCAUCACCAAAGUUCAAAAUAACAGAUCUCCUGUCUCGUACUACUUGUCUACCUCAACUUACGUCGUUUGACAUGUCGGGGAAGGAAGGUGCCACAGAGGAAAUGCUCUUAGAAUUUGUACAGAGUCACAAUUUGAGAUUUAUAGGACUGUCCCUUACUCAAGCCUGCAAAUUUGGUUCUUUUAUGGACACAAAAAACUCAGUAUUCCAACAUGACAUUGUGGUGACAGGAGAGGCAAAUGAGAGACAAGUUACUGAAUCAUUGAAGAGAUACACUACACGGCAUCUCUAUAUGCAGAAAUCUCUGUACACACUGUUCAGCUUAACACAAGAAAUGUACAUACCUAGAGAAGAUAUAAUUAAGUUAGUGCUACCAGCUAUGAAGUUACAUCCUCGAACACUAGGAGUACAGAUGGCAGCUACAGCCUGUUUAUACAACCUGUCAAAAGCUGAACUCGGCCAGAAAAUACAUCCACAAUGUCUGAAAGAGAUUAUAGAACUGACACUGUUAGCGAUGGAAAAUUUCCCCAACCAUCAACAGUUACAGAAGAAUGCUUUGUUAACAUUAUGUAGUGAUCGUAUUUUACAAGACGUGCAAUUUGACCGGUAUCGUUGUGCUCGACUGGUUAUGGAAUGUUUAUGUUUGUUUGACGACCCUUCCAUGAACAGGAUGUCUGUUGCCAUCUGCUCUAUUCUAGCAGCAAAAAUAUCUACUCAGAAGACAUCUCAGCUUGGUGCCAAGACUCGGUACAUGAAGAAAAUGCUGCAACUUGUACGACAAAAAAUAGAGAGCAACAUUGUUGAUAUAACACUCAAGUUUACACUUAGUGCACUGUGGAACCUAACAGAUGAAUCCCCUGCCACCUGUAAAGUGUUCCUGAAUGAAGGUGGACUAGAUUUGUUCAUGACAACAUUACAAGUUGUCAGCAGUAUGGAAGUUGAUACAAGAGUACAAGUUGAAACAAAAAUACUCGGACUCUUAAAUAACAUUGCUGAGGUGAAGUCUUUCAGGCAGGCUCUGAUGAGGGAGGAUUUUCUCAUGAUUGCCAAACGUCUGUUGCAAGCUGAGCAGAUAGAUGUAAGCUAUUUUGCUGCAGGGAUAGUUGCUCAUCUUGCCAGUGAUGGAGCUCAGAAUUGGCUCAUUGCUGGAACAGAUAGAGCUGAUAUUCUACAAGAACUGUAUAAUGUGGUGCUAAAGUGGGAGCAACCACGAGGAGAGAUGGUUGCAUACAGGUCGUUCAGUCCAUUUGUCCCUCUGUUGAGGUCACGAGACAUGCCAGCUGUACAACUUUGGGCAGUGUGGGCUAUACUACAUGUCUGUACCAAAAAUGCGGAGAAAUACUGUGCAAUGUUACAAGAGGAGAAUGUUAAUGAAAUACUGGAGACUGUUAUAUGUGAACCAGGGGUAGAUAACAAUGUUAAAACAAUAGGUCAAAAAGUGGUCUCCCUUGUUGUCACAGGAGUCAAUACAGACACAUGUGAUUCUAUGAAACAUUGAGAAAUAUUACCUGCUUAGAACUACUGCAUUGUUUGAGUUUAGAUUGUUGUUUUACAUAUUCAUAGUUAAAAAGGGAUAAGCAUUCAACAUACAUGUCUCAAUAGGACAGGAUAUCUUCCUAACUUGAACUCUAAAAAUCUUUGGUAGUGAUACAAAGUUUACAUAUUUUUUAUGGGGUUUGACAAUUUGUUUCAACAUUUAUAAUCGUGUUUUUUUUUAAAGAAAAAUAUUGGUUAUUGGAUUUGCAAAUGUCAUUGGGUGGGUGAUAACAAUUUUUCCACUUUUACAAAAUUUACAGAAAUGUAUUGUUGCCAAGUUCCCAGAUCCGUAUUGACAAGUUUUUUAUUUGAUUUGUGGUGUCCGGCAUUUCUCAAUGGACUUCAUUGAAAAGUUAGUACAAUUCCUGUUGCAUAUUAUGGUCACAUGAUUAAGAUCAAAUGGUGGUAUAGCAUUUGUAUCCUGGUGAAGAAGGGCCUCAGAUGUCCCUCAGCCUCAGAUGCCCCUCUAUUUGCUGUAUUUUAAUUACACGAGUGAAUCAGACUUCUGUAUCGGUGUUUUCUGUUCUGUCUAAUAAUUAUGUGAACUGAAAUAAGUGCUUGAAAUAAUGAAAAAAAAAAAAUUUAUUUGGUGACAUGAUAAAAUAAUACCAUGUGAUUCAUGCCAGUGCUAUAAUAUUAUAUUGUAUUUUGAAAUCAUGAAUUGUAAUAUACGUAAUGAAAGUAGUUCUGUAAUUUAUAAAAUGCUCAUGAUAACUAUCCCUCAUUCUUCUGUUUUUGUUAGUUUUGUUUCAAAUCUUUUUUGUGAAUUAUUUAUAUUUGUCAUCAAUUUCUGUUGAAAUAUGUUCAAAUAAAGAUUUUACAGAUGGGUAUCAGGCAAAAUGUUAAACUAUUUUGGCACUUAAAAAAAUUAGCCUUGAAAGCCUUUAGCAUUAAAAGUGAAACAUAAAAAUAUUUUUGUUUCAUGCAUAAAAUAUUGUUGGAUGUUGGUGACAAAUCAAGAUGUAAAUGAGUGAUCAAGUUUGCCCUUCUUUUUGUGAGAAAUGACGUGUAUUAUAUACUGUUUCAAUAUCUUUUUUGGGAAUUUUUAAUAUUUUGACAAAGUUCUUAAGGCUGUUGACAAUUUCUAAACUAUAAAUGUUUUUACCUGAAAGUCUGUAUGAGUAAUUUGUGUGUAUUUUGAAUAAUAAUGGCAAAAAUAUGAUCUGCCAUCCAAUAAUAGGUAUAUAAAGAUAAUACAAUGUUUUCUUUUUUGACAGAUAUAAAAUAAUUUACAAAAUAUCACUAAUACAUUAUCUCAUCAUUUUUAACAUUGAUAGUGUUCAAAUAUUGUAUCAUAUACAUGUAUAUACAUGUAUUUAAUCAAUUAACAAAUUGAGGUUUGUUCAGCAUUAAUUAACCUAUGACCUGCUGAAUUUGUUAUGGUUUUGCCCCUUGUUUGAAUUCAUGAUUUAAGGAUUUCAAUAUUUAAAUGUAAACCAUCAGCAACAGUAUAGAGUCUAGUCAGACUGUACAAAUAUGCAUGCUGGCUUUGCCCUAUACUGGUGGUAAAUGGUAAUUAUUUUUGCUUCAAGCAAGGUAAGGUUUAACAAGCUAUUUAAAUUUUGAUAUGUUAGAAGUAAUUGUGGAAUAUUUAACAUUAUUAAUCACAAAUUAUUAUAUACUGGGAUGAUAAUAUUAUUUUAGUGGAGACUUUUGAAUGAUUUAUAUUCUUCUCAAACUGUCUUUGUCAAAUAAGCAAAAAUGUUGUUGCUUGUUUGUAAUGUAAUACAACCAUUAAGUAUUUCUUAUAUUACAUACAUUUUUUUUUAUUUGAAAAAAUGUCACAAUGUAAACAGCUCUAUUAGUCCGGUUGAUUUUACAUUAUUUUGGUCGCAUGUGAUAAAAAAAAUCUUACAGGAGAUGUCUAUAUUAAAAGAAGUGUUAAAAAGUUCCCUAGAUGCUUGCUUUAUAACACUUUCUAUAAGUGACGGUAUGCCCAUCUAAGUGUGAAUGUGAGAGUACAGAAAAAGUUUUUUUUAAAAGUUCACAUUUUGCCAUACUUGUUUCUAAUUUCAUUUUCUACUUUUAAUGAAAAUUCAAUAACCCACAUGGCACACAGAUAUUUCUAAAAAUAUCUUUCAGAAUGUAUUGGUAAUACUCAGUUUAUAAAAAGAAUGGGGCAGUCUUUACAUUUAAGGCAGAAAGUAAUGAAUCUUCUGGAAUAAUUGUCAAAUUCUCCUCAACUUGAAAACAAACAAAAAAUGAGCAUGUUACUGUAAUGAAUUAAGAAGAGUCUGUAGAUAAAACAUUGCAGAAAUUUUAUUAUGUAGAUAUAUAUAACUGUGUUAAAUUUCAUGAAACAUUAAGUUGCAAUAAGAAAAAUGUAUAGUAUUUUAAAGUCAAAAUAUGAAUCCAAGACUUUGAGUACAAUGUAUUGAUGAAUAUGUAUCGGAGGUGGGUGUUAAUAAAUAUUUGCCAAGUAUAAUGUACAUGUAUUUCAAAGCUACUUAGAAUAUCACACACAAAAAUAAUGAAAAAUAUGUUCCAGAUGUUCUGUAAAUAUAUGGACAGUAUUUUGUUGUUGAUGUGAUAUGAAAUCAGGAUGAAAUUUAUAAAAUUGUUACUAGUUUUGUUGCUUGCAAUAAGUGCUUUUAAAUCCCUGUAUAUAAUGAAUUAUGAUGUUUCUGGUUUUCAGUUCUACUUGUUCUAAUUCUAAUUGUUCCAUGGGAAUAUUUUUGUAUGAUUGGUGAGAAAAAUGAAACUUUGAAUUAUGGUACAUUUUGUAUAUAUAAAAUUAUUCUGUUAAUGUUAGUAUUUUUAAGAGCUAGAAGGUUAUAAUACAGUGAGUGAUACAGAUUUUAUUUAUUAAAGUUUAUGUUGACGAGUAGGCCUAUAGUGUGAUACAAUAAUGUUGUGUGGAAUAGAAAAAUGUUGUGUAGGCAUCUUUCUUGACAAGUCAAGUUAUCUCUUAGACUUACAAUGUAUAGGAAAAGUAAUAAUAUUAAUGAACUUUGUUUAGUUAUUUAUACAAUUGUUGAAGUAAAUUUUCAUUGAUCUUAUAAUGGAAAGUCUGUGAAAACUUUUUUUUAUAAAUAAAAGUUUAAAAUUCGAAAAAGUAGUAGCAACAAUGAUACAGUGUUGAAUAAUUUCUUUGCUCUAUGAAAAGUUUCUUACAAUUUGUUAAAAUUUAUAACAACAAAAUUUAUAAGUAAAGUAUGUAUUCAGUGUUUCCUAAAACUGUUAACUGGGACAUGAUAGUAUUUGAUACAUUGUGCUUAUAUAUUCCAAUGUGAUUUAAAUUAUACAUACUUUGUUUUGGAUCUUUUUAGCAUAUUUGACUUUUCAUAAAAAUAUAAAUGUUUUGAUUUCUUAAUUUAUAUCUCUUUAAAAAAAGAUAACAAACUUUGUAAGCUAUAGAUAAACAAUAUAAGUGUUGAAAAUUAGCAUACAUUCUAUAACAAAGUACAUGAACACCCAAGUGGUGCGGUGUUUAGUCAGGUGCAUUACAUAAACUUCGUAUUGUUACCAUACUAACAUGUAAUAUUUCUGUGGUACCCCUGUUGUAAAUGCAUCGUUUUCUGUACAGGAAUUUUAUUAUUGUUGGAAUUUCAAGUGUGUAUAUGAUAUGAUGUACACUACAUGAAUAAAUUCAAUAUUAACAUCU
Ruditapes philippinarum (Manila clam) is the source of this 6095-nucleotide messenger RNA. RefSeq names its product protein zyg-11 homolog B-like. The transcript is spliced from 12 exons. Bases 168 to 2453 code for a protein of 761 amino acids. The record is from RefSeq and is a predicted model, not a curated record. Gene Ontology annotation, cellular component: Cul2-RING ubiquitin ligase complex. Lineage: Eukaryota; Metazoa; Mollusca; Bivalvia; Venerida; Veneridae. Gene Ontology annotation, molecular function: protein binding.